AUAAUAUGCCAAAUUUAAAAAUAUAUUUUUCAAAGUGCAUCAUAGUGCAUCAACCUGAUUAACUGCCACGAUGCAAUUUGAGGGAGCUUCAUUUUUUAUAUGGCAUUAGCAAACAAUGAAAAGGUAAAGGCAACUAAAACAACCUGAAACAGAACGCCGUUUUUCUUUUAACAUGUCUUGUACUUUGUAAGACUUUCAUGUUUGGUAUUUUAUGUUAAUGUUUAACAACGUAAUGAAUUGGUCACUAAAAUAAAAAUGAACAUUCUGAUUGCUAAACCGGGAUAAAAACUACUGAUUAAAAUACAAUACAAUACAUUAUAUAAAAUACAUUAAAAUACAAUGCUAAAAAGAAAUAUUCGUUUUCCAAGUCACUCGAAGCUUGUACAUUUAACGUAACAUUUCGAUACGUAGCUCUAAAUAAAACACAGUGUUACUAAUUACUGAGAAGUUAUCUUCUGUUUCCAAGACAGAUAACAGGUACGUUCGCGCGUGCUUUUGACUCGACGGGCGCUAUGACCUUAAAUUCAUACUGAGCGUUUAGUAGUAAUAACGCGGAGAUUAUAACGCUACGGUGUAACCAUUCGCGGUGGACGUAGGCGAUGGUGGGCGCUCCACAUUACUUUGGGAGUCGGUACAGAUGAGCCUUCCUCAGGUUCCUGGGAAACCAUUUAAAAGUUAGAUUUACUUUUAAAUACAGAAUAUAAGGGCCUAAUUAGUAGUCGGUAUGUGGAAAAAAGUAGAAUCCUACAGUAUGGCGAUGGAGUGUCUUAAAAAUUGUUUCAAGAUCUUUCCACACAAGAACAAAGACACUGGAUCCCAAGCGGGACCAUCUUCAGCAAUGAAAGCAGAGCCAAGGCGUCUCCCCUCGGAAAACGUGAUCAGAGUUUCCGGGGACUACUUCCUGUCCAAGCUACCUGCAGACGGGAGAGACGUUCCCUUUGUGCUUCCUGCGUUCAAGUCUUCUUACGUCCAGCCUAGUGGCAGCCAGUACCCCGUUUAUGGGGAUGAUCUGCACUGCUCGACUAGAAGGGCUUAUGCAGACCGGAAAGCUGAGCUCUCAAGGACGAAUCACGUUGUCUACAAUCCGUGCUGCUCUCUGAACCAGAGCACCAUGGUUGAUCUCCCAUUUCCCGGAUCCUCACGCCAUUCCAUAUCCAAGAACAACGUCACGGGCGCGUAUGGAUCUGUUUACGAUUUGAAAAGCGAGAAAACAGCCAUUAGCGGCUCCAUGUUAGACCUUACUCACCUUCAGAAUCACGCGCAGCGUUAUGACUCAGUAUCCAGUGUCAGGAGUAGUGUUUCCUCUGUGAGAGACUCCCUUGGAAGCAGCCGUAGCCUUGAGUCCAUUACCCUUUCGGGUGAUGAGAGGGAGAAAGGGAAGCUGAGCAUCAGGUUGAGUUACCAGGAGGCCCGAGAGCAGGUCUGGAUAACACUCCUGCGGUGUAAAGACCUGUAUUUCCCAGUGGUGUUUGGAGAACAGCAGAAGAUUGGGAUCAAAGGCAUAAUUACUACAGCCAAGCCAGUGCAGUUUAAGUGCUCUGUCAAGGAGGCCACUCCGGAUCUGGAGUUAAUGGAGACAUUUGUCUUCAGUCUGUCUCUGAAGCAGCUGCGCAGUGUAGGUCUGGUAUUCCGGCUUCAGACUUAUCUCCCUCAAAAGCGCACAGUGGGUGAGUGUGCAGUGUCACUACGGCAACUGGGACCUCAUGAAACCCUGCACUGGUUGGACAUCCAUGCACCAUCCAAAGCUUCGAUCUGCCACGCGGAGCUACAGAUUACCACAUGUUUCCAGGCUGUCUGUGGUCGGAUUCAGCUCCAGGUGCUGGGAGCACAAAAUGUCCCGAGUUCUUCUGCACCGUUCAGCCAAAGCUUCUUUGUUAAGGCAGAGAUGUAUUCUUUGGGGAAGCUUAUUACCAAGAAAAAGACCCGAGUUCUGAAGUCAUCAGGGGGUCAAGUGCAGUGGUCAGAAACAUUCCUGUUUCCUUUGGCAACUGAAGAACAAGAUGUUUGCUUCUCUGCCAAACUGUACAGUCGCAGCUCUGUGCGCAGGAAGCAGUUCUUGGGCCAGGUGAGCCUUGGAUUUGAGAAUACCACUUCUGAUGCUGUCGAGCAGUGGAGGGACACCAUUGCACACCCUGAAAAGGUGGUCUCUGUGUGGCACAAACUGAGUCGAGAGGACAGAUGCAUGUCUAAACAGUAACCCCUACCCCGCUCAAGCUUCAUCAUCCAGGUUUUGGGUACACAGCCAGUCCUUUAUGCUGACGCAUGUGCAUACUUUGGUGGUGCUCUACGAAAAUACUUUAAAAUGAUGACACAUGUCCUUUGCGUAGAACUUCAGCUGCUAAGUAUAUUUAGUUUACCCUGGGGUGGUUUGCUUCUGAGAGUUCUGAGAAGUAGAUUUGUUCAUCCUGUGGUUUUGUAGUAAUUAUCCUAUCAGAUGUGGAUGGUUGAAUCCCUGACAAUACAGAAACUCUGUCAGGGAGCAUGAUGCCCAUACCAUAACAGAGAGAAUAAUAGUCACUUUGGGGUGGAGCUUAGCAGGAGGACUGAUGAUGUCAUAGGCGGGAGGGGCGUGUACCUUUAU
Paramormyrops kingsleyae is the source of this 2581-nucleotide messenger RNA. RefSeq names its product tandem C2 domains nuclear protein. NCBI's taxonomy places the organism in Eukaryota, Metazoa, Chordata, Actinopteri, Osteoglossiformes, Mormyridae. Gene Ontology annotation, cellular component: nucleus. The record is from RefSeq and is a predicted model, not a curated record.